AUGACGAUUCUUGUGCAAGCCAGGCCUGACAGCCGCAGCGGGAUCUGGGCGCCAACGCUUCGCUACCAUGAUAAGACUUUCUGGCUGGUGACGACUCUUGUAGAUGACGAAAAGGAAGCGGACGAUGCAACCAGAUGGGACAAUAUCAUCUUCAAAAGCAGCAACCCGUACGAAGAUAGCUCGUGGUCAAAUGCUGUCCAUUUCGAGUUCGAAGGCUACGACACGGAACCCUUCUGGGACGAUGAUGGCAAGGCUUACAUCAAUGGCGGCCAUGCUUGGAAAAUUGGACCUUGGCUACAACAAGCCGAAGCGAAUCUGGAGACUGGAGAAGUCGGAGAAUGGAGGACUAUUUGGAAUGGAACAGGUGGCAUGGCGCCGGAAGGGCCUCACCUCUACCGCAAAGAUGGGUAUUACUACCUGUUGGCUGCUGAAGGCGGCACUGGGCUUGGGCACAUGGUCACGAUAGCUCGGUCAAAGAACAUCGACGGCCCGUACGACUCGAACCCAGCAAACCCCAUUCUGACUAAUGCGAAUACUACCAACUACUUUCAAACUGUCGGCCACGCAGACCUCUUUCAAGAUGGGUCUGGAAAUUGGUGGAGUGUUGCCCUAUCGACACGAUCCGGUCCGGAAUGGGUCUACUUCCCGAUGGUCCGCGAAACAGUCUUGACGGCUGUAACUUGGGAAGAGGGAGAGUGGCCGUACAUGACACCCAUCCAAGGCAAGAUGAGUGGUUGGGAAAUGCCAAAGACUAAUUUGGAUAUUGAAGGCCCUGGACCUUGGACAUCGCUGGGUGAAGUUGAGGCAGACAACAUCAACUUCGAGCCAAACUCAUCGCUACCUGCCCAUUUUACUCACUGGCGUUUUCCAAUCGAGGGCUCCUACACCAUCUCGCCUUCUGAACGGCCCAACAGCUUACGCUUGACGCCGUCAAAGCUCAACUUGACGGCGCUGAACGGCAACUACGCCGGACCUUCCGGACAGACGUUCGUCGGGAGGAGACAGCAGGAUACACUCUUCACUUACAGUGUCACAGUUGACUUUUCUCCAACAGCAGAAGAGGAGGAGGCCGGGGUCUCUGUCUUCCUCACUCAAAACCACCAUUUUGAUCUCGGCGUGGUUUUGCUACCCGCGAACUCGAGUACACAGGCGUUUCCUGGACAGAACCUGACCGAGGUUGGGGACCCUGACAAGCCGACAUUGCACUUCAGGUUUCGAGGCGCAUCAUACAUACCCGUACCUGCUGACAUCGUGGCUCCGGUGCCGGAAGAAUGGGUGGGCGAGCCGUUAAGUCUGGAGGUCAAGGCUGUUAACAUGACGCACUAUUCGUUCUCGGCUGGUCCUGCUGGUGCGGCGUCGAAGAUGAGGACGCUCUUAUACGCGUCGAAUGACGCUCUUAGUUGGGGGUUUACAGGGGUGUUCCUCGGAGUGUACUGCACGAGCAAUGGGGGAUCUGGAUCGACUCCGGCUUACAUCUCGGAUUGGAGAUAUAUUCCACAGGGACAGUUUAGAGAUUAA
This is a messenger RNA of Colletotrichum karsti, 1518 nucleotides long. RefSeq lists its product as uncharacterized. The transcript has 9 exons. NCBI's taxonomy places the organism in Eukaryota, Fungi, Ascomycota, Sordariomycetes, Glomerellales, Glomerellaceae. The record is from RefSeq and is a predicted model, not a curated record. Gene Ontology annotation, molecular function: hydrolase activity, hydrolyzing O-glycosyl compounds. Gene Ontology annotation, biological process: carbohydrate metabolic process. The coding region runs from base 1 to 1518 and encodes 505 amino acids.